AUGGAAAGCCGACCAUUUCAAAACAAUGAGACCGAAAUUACGGAAAAUUGUAUACACGGAGAUGAAGAAGAAGUUGACCAAGAUGGAAGAUUUCUUUCGCGCGAGGAAUUGGAAGAGAACCAAAAAGUACGAGAAAUGCUCUUAAAAUUUUUGAAUGCAAAAUCGGCCAAUAAAUCUGAACUGCGGAAAUCCCUUUUUAACAUUGCCGGGAGCUUGAUGAAACUUCUCGCGAUUCUAGAAGAUACUCCAAAUCAGGAAACUACAGUUUGUAGGUCAAAAACUAGAGCAAAUCACCGAUGUGAUGAAAAUAAUAAAUUUUCCAGCAAGGACCAAAAUAUUCCGAAAAAAAUAAAUCGGCAUCUUGGGCCGAAAAAUGAUGGAAAUGAUGAACAAAUACCGAGAGUAACAUUAAAGAGAGUCAGCAGCAAUAACAAGCCUGGAUAUGUCGCUCAUUUUGAUAAAUCACUUUAUGAAAAUGAAGAAUGUAGAAUUAAUAUACAGAAACCCGACUCUGAUAAUUCACAAUAUAUCCCACUCCUGCAAGAAUAUGCCGCUCAAACGCUUCUACAAAAAGAUGAAAUUUGUAAUGCUCAAUUGAAUAAUGAGACUGAAAUAGUGUUUGAAUGUAAAAAUGUAGAACCUACCAUAACUUCGUUUGCACCGCAAAAAUUAGACUGUUUGUCUCAAAAUCAGUUGCAAGAUUCUGAAAUUGGCGAAGCAACUCAAAAAUUAAAUUCAAAUAAUGACUACGAAACCAACGGAGAAAACGAAAUAAUACCGCCUGUAAAUUUAGUACAUAACAACGAAGAAUCUGAAAAGCUUGAGACAUGUUCAAAAAAGUUGGAAAAGAACAGUAAUCGUAAAGUGCAUCAGGAUACGUCGUACGAUCACAUUACUCAAUCGUGUGACAUGCGUGGAAAAAAAUUCACACAGAAGACCAAACUCGCACAAAAAGAUGAUUACCUCAUAAAUCAAUACGAUUCAGUGCAUAAUGUUGAGAAAUCUGACAAUCUUGGUACAGGUGGAAAGGGAUUGCGACAAAAAGUUGCUCUGAAAAAACAUAUUGAUAAGGCACGCAGAAGUAUUAUUCACACAUGUGACUCAUGUGGAAAGACAUUCAAACGUAAGUCAAGUCUCAUGAACCACAUCGAUUUUGUGCACCAAAAUAUCAAUCAUCAUAAGUGUGAUAGAUGCCCAAAGGAAUUUAGUUCCAAAGGAGGUCUCAAUCUUCAUAUAAGUACGAAGGGUCAUCUAAGAGUCCACAUCAAUAUAAAGCACAUGAGUAAUGGAAAACUUUUCAAAUGUGACCAGUGUGAAAAAUCAUUCAACUACAAAUUUCGUCUCACUUUUCAUAUUAACAAUGUACAUAAAGAUAUAGCUCACCCAUGCGAUUUGUGUGAAAAAGUAUUUGUAUCAAAAACCGGUCUCAAAUUACACAAAGAUGCCGUUCAUCAAGAAAAGUAUUUACACGGAAGAGCAUUCUCAAAGUUCACAAAGAUGCCGUUCAUCAAGGUAUAA
Trichogramma pretiosum is the source of this 1518-nucleotide messenger RNA. RefSeq names its product zinc finger protein 182-like. Gene Ontology annotation, biological process: regulation of transcription by RNA polymerase II. The transcript is spliced from 7 exons. Gene Ontology annotation, molecular function: DNA-binding transcription factor activity, RNA polymerase II-specific; RNA polymerase II transcription regulatory region sequence-specific DNA binding. Lineage: Eukaryota; Metazoa; Arthropoda; Insecta; Hymenoptera; Trichogrammatidae. The record is from RefSeq and is a predicted model, not a curated record. Bases 1 to 1518 code for a protein of 505 amino acids. Gene Ontology annotation, cellular component: nucleus.